This is a messenger RNA of Penicillium crustosum, 1146 nucleotides long. RefSeq lists its product as uncharacterized. The transcript has 2 exons. The record is from RefSeq and is a predicted model, not a curated record. NCBI's taxonomy places the organism in Eukaryota, Fungi, Ascomycota, Eurotiomycetes, Eurotiales, Aspergillaceae. The coding region runs from base 1 to 1146 and encodes 381 amino acids.
AUGGAGCAGCACACCUUCCGCCGCCGAGGGCUCGGUCUCCGCGGAGUCGACGCCGAGCGCGUCACUCCAGGCUACGUUCUAUACGCACCUCUCACCUCAAACACCGCACACCUAGUCUCAACAACAGGCAAAGAAGUGCACCGCUGGACCCUCCCACACCGCGCCGGCCGCCACGCCCGCAUCCUCCCCGACGGCAACCUAGCCUACAACGGCGCGCACCCAGAUGCCCCGAACCUCUUCCCAAUGUGGGCGAAGUACCGGGGUGGUGUAAUGAUGCAAGUGAGCCCACAGGGCGAGAUCCUACGUCAAUACAGCGAUCCACUCGCACACCACGACCAAAACCACCUCGACGACGGCACAAUCCUAUACACAACGCUUGAACCACUCACCAGCGCCGAAGCAGCGCGCGUGCAAGGCGGGAUCCCAUCCUCCGAGGCCCCAAACGGCGUCAUCUACGCUGACUGCAUAAAACUCGUUCAGCCGUGGUCAACAAGCACCACCUCUUCCUCUGCAGACUUCGACGGCAGCGGUGGCCAAACCGGCGCCAAGCUCCUCUGGUCAUGGCGCGCAAUCGACCAUCUUGAUCCUACUGUCUUUGCUGCACAUGACCACUACACGCGCGACCACUGGCCGCUCAUCAAUAGCGUUUCGUUUGAUUCUGCUGGAGAUAUUAUUGCUUCGUCAAGGAAUGCGUCGAGUGUUUUUGUUAUUAGUCGUGCUACGGGUGCGGUGAAAUGGCAUCUUGGUGCGCCGGUUGUUAGCCAACAGCAUUGUGCUCAUGAGAUCAAUGAGGCUGGGGAUAUGUUGAUUCUUGAUAAUGGUGUUUUCAGGCCUGGGAUUUCGGUUCCGUUUUCGAGGGCGAUUGUUGUUUCGAAGGAGGGGGUUGUUAAGUGGGAGUAUAAGGACUUUUCGACAGGAGGUUUAGGGUUCUUUACGCCGUUUAUGGGGUCUGCGCAGAAGUUGGUUGGGGGGAAUGUUUUGGUUUGUGAGGCUGCUAGUGGCCGGGUUAUGGAGGUUACGGAAGGGGGGGGUUAUGAAAAAGAGGAGUUGGACGAGAUGGAGGCGAUUGGGUUUGAUUAUCUUAGCAAUGCCGUUUUUAGGGCUUAUAAGUAUCGUCCCGAGGAGGUGCCUUGGGUUAAGGAAUAG